CGGAGUCAGACCUCAGCCGACGGCGUCGAGGAAAAAUACAACCCCAUUCGGUCGACAAGCAGCCGACGGCGGCGAGCGAGCAGAAAGAAUUAUAGAGAGAAGAAAGCCGUCGAUUCACCCGAGUGGAGAGAGAUUGUGUGCGCUUUCGCCAAUUCCACUCCACAUGCAAAAUGGUUGACAGUCUAUGAAGUGAGAAAAAUGCUUCCCAGCUCUGAAACUAAACCAUAUUAACACAAAUUUCAAAAGAAAUGGGGGUUAUAGAAGAUGGUUCGAUUUCGGGCGUCCUACCCAGUGGCAGAGAGGCAUUUGUAGUUCAUUACCCUGGUUAUCCUUCUUCUGUUGAUCGUGCAAUCGAAACUCUGGGAGGAAUGCAACAGAUUCUCAAGGCUCGUGCUGAGAAGCCAAACAAGUUGGAGCUGUAUUUUCGUCCUGAAGAUCCAUAUUCACAUCCAGUUUCUGGGGAACUUCGGCCCUGCACCAAAUUCCUAUUGAAAUUUUCAAAAAAGAAACUUAAGGACACGAAAAAUGUUAUGAACCAUUUUGGACAUACCUCAGCAGAUCCUCUUCAUCGGAAUGAAGAUAUUUUAAUUUCCCAAACAACUGACAAUACAGAAAAUAUCGCCCAGCUCAACUGUGAAUCUUUGUUGGGUUCAUCAGAAGCCAAAUCACAAAUAAACAAUGGACCUCAAGAGCAGCUUUGUGCUGAUGUUGUCGCAAGGGUAUCUGAGGAAUACCACUUCAAUGGAAUGGUGGAUUAUCAGCAUGUUCUUGCUGUUCAUGCCAAUGCAACCCGAAGAAAGAAAAGAAACUUCACGGAUAUGGAACCUGAAUCAGGCGAUCCAGUGGAUGUUGAUCAGGAUGAUUUUAUGAUUUUAGUCCCACCACUCUUUUCAUUGAAGAGUCAACCACAAAAAAUGAUAUUAAAACCUUCUGGUGAGCUGAGUUUGCCAAAGAGACAAGACACAGUUGUCCGCAAGCAUUCAGAGUUGGAGAUAGACCAAUGUUUUGCCAUUGACUUCAACAUCAAAGAGAUUCCAAAGAAAGUGGAUUGGGAAAAAUCCAUAGCCAGGGAUUCAGAUCUAUGGAAAUGGCAGACAAUUGUGUGUGAAUUGUUUGACGAACGUCCAGUAUGGGUAAAACAUUCGUUAGCUGAACAUUUACUUGACCGAGGUGUGAAUGUCAGUGAGAGAGUUCUCAAAAGACUUCUUUUUCUGACGGCAUAUUAUUUCUCAAAUGGGCCAUUCAUGCGGUUCUGGAUAAGAAAAGGAUACGAUCCCCGCAAGGAUCCUGAAUCUCGCAUAUACCAGAGGACAGACUUUCGAGUACCGCCUCCAAUAAGAAACUAUUGUGAUACCAACCUGAUGUCUGGAUUGAAGUGCAGGUGGAAGGAUAUUUGCGAUUUUCGAGUUUUCCCUCGUAAAGCACAAAUUUUGUUGCAAUUCUUUGAACUCGAUGAUGACUAUAUUCAACAAGAAAUCAGAAAACCUGCCAGUCAUGAAAUCUGCACUCUGCAAACAGGUUGGUUCACGUCCCAGAUUCUUGACAUCUUGCGAUUGCGUGUUGCUCUGAGGUUUCUGUCAGUAUAUCCUGAGACUGGCGCACAAUCCUUGUUGAGAUCUGUUACUAAUCGUUUUGAGAGAUUGAAGAUACUGCACCUUACUAUGAAGGAUAAGAAGGCGAAAGAAGCUGAUAAAGAUGUUUUAGAAACUAAAGAUAAGGAAACUAAUGAUGAAGUUGAAGUUGAAGUCGAAGAUGAAGAUGAUGAGGAAGACGAAAUGGAAGAUGAAAAUCUUGGUGAGGAUGUGGAUAUAGAUGAGGUGCUCGAUAUGGCGGAUCCAGAUAGGGACUUCUUCCUUCCAGAUAUACAUAUAGAAAAUGAUAACAUCUCAAAGGACUAUCUACAAGAUCUUUUUGGUAGUUUUCCCUUUGGUUCUGCAGGGGGCAACGAAAUGCAGGACGACCCCUAUGACGAAGAAUACCAAAUUUAUGAUCAAGACAGUGAUGGCAACUUAUCCAAUGAUGAGGAUUAGUCAAAUAUUGAACGAGAUGGGGCUUUUUUAUGGUGUGAGACUGUGAGCUUAUAUUGUUUUACUUCACAACAUACAUCCUUAUCUCUACGAAUUUUAGUACUCCAUCAAAUAGUAGCAUCCUUAUCUCUGCUUUGCAUUAGUUUAUAUUGUUUAAAUUUCAAUAUCAAAUUGCUUAUCUUCGCUAAACUAUGAAAGGUACCACCAAAUAACCUUUUUUUAUUCCGUUUUGUUUGCAAAGUAUCUUGCGCUUCUGACAAUGGGUCUAACUAGUGUUUGCCAAAGCCGAGUUCCAUGUUUUUACAUGUAAACAUACUGUCAGAUGAAAACAGUUUACUCAUUCCAAUUUCAUGUAUAUGACACUCUUUCAAGUUUUUAAUGGUGAAUAUGUAUGUGUACGUCUUCAACUUCUCAAAUACUUCUCUGCAUGUGCUGUGAUUAGAAUUGCUGAAAAGCCCGGAAUACAUAUGAUGUUAAUUCCAGGUCUUGAGUUCGAUCUGCUUUGGGCUUUUUCUCAUCUCCGGACUAUGAUGGCAGGCUAUGGCUCAUGGAGACGGAGUGAAACUGCAUGAUUCAUUAGGUUAGGCUGAAGUUGAAAGGUAUGUUGUUUUUUGGUAGGAAAUGCAGUUUUAGAUCAAGUAGGAAAAUUUAUUUAGCUUCAAAUGUAUAUGGGGUUGUCAAUGCUAGUUGAACUGUUGAAGUAUAACAAAGUUAUGUACUGUAUAAAAUAUGCAGUAAUUUUUUAGAAGAUAAAUAUAUUGCAUUUUUUCAAAA
Molecule: messenger RNA, 2801 nt
Organism: Salvia splendens (bonfire salvia)
Lineage: Eukaryota; Viridiplantae; Streptophyta; Magnoliopsida; Lamiales; Lamiaceae
Product: general transcription factor 3C polypeptide 5
Exons: 16
Coding region: 249-2030 (593 amino acids)
Biological process (GO): transcription initiation at RNA polymerase III promoter
Cellular component (GO): transcription factor TFIIIC complex
Molecular function (GO): RNA polymerase III type 2 promoter sequence-specific DNA binding; RNA polymerase III type 1 promoter sequence-specific DNA binding
Source: RefSeq, a predicted model, not a curated record